Messenger RNA from Aspergillus vadensis CBS 113365, 782 nucleotides. RefSeq names its product cytosine deaminase. The transcript has 3 exons. Gene Ontology annotation, cellular component: nucleus; cytoplasm. Bases 244 to 690 code for a protein of 148 amino acids. The record is from RefSeq and is a predicted model, not a curated record. Gene Ontology annotation, molecular function: diaminohydroxyphosphoribosylaminopyrimidine deaminase activity. Lineage: Eukaryota; Fungi; Ascomycota; Eurotiomycetes; Eurotiales; Aspergillaceae.
AUUAUCAAGUACGAAUGUAAUCAACAUCCCCUAUCUCAAUGACAGCCACCUAUCUCCCCUCUCAUUAUCAUGGAGCUCCGCACGUCCAGCCCGAUGCGGGUCAGUCCGGCAGUUAACCACACAGAGUUUGCUCCGGCUUGAUGCUACCCCAUCUUUUCUAUCUAACUCUCUCUCUCCCAUUACCCCUCCAAUCGCUCUAUAUUCCAUAUUCCAAUUACUACUGUACAUCAAAUACAAACUACCAUGGAGACCGACGCCGGAUUCAUUGCUGCUGUGGAAGAAGCCAAGCAAGGCGCUGCUGAGGGUGGUGUGCCCAUUGGAGCUUGUUUGGUCUCCAAGGAUGGCAAGAUUCUAGGCCGCGGUCACAAUAUGCGCGUCCAGAAGGGUAGUCCGGUGUUGCAUGCUGAGAUGUCCGCGCUCGAGAACUCCGGUCGUUUGCCCGCUUCGGCCUACGAGGGCGCUACAAUGUACACCACCCUGUCGCCGUGCGACAUGUGCACCGGUGCUUGCAUCCUCUACAAGGUUAAGCGCGUUGUUGUGGGUGAGAACAAGAGCUUCAUGGGUGGUGAGGACUACCUUAAGAGCCGCGGGAAGGAGGUUGUGGUUUUGGACAACGCAGAGUGUAAGCAGUUGAUGGAGAAGUUUAUGAAGGAGAAGCCGGAGCUUUGGAACGAGGACAUUUCCGUCUGAGCUUUUGAAUUUCGUGAAGGUGUCAACGAUAUUGCUGGCUAGGCUCUCAUGUACAUAAUCAAGAAUUGGAAGCUAUUUCUGGUCGCAUUGAG